UUCAAAAGAGACGUCAAAGUGUUCAUUUGUUCUCAGAGAGAUAAAAAAAAUUGUUUUUUUUUUAAUAUUUCUUCUGUUUAUUUUUUUAUUGUUGUUUUUUCUUAAAUAAAGAAAUAAAAAAUUUAAUUAUUAAUUUUAAUUUUUUUAAAAAUAAAUUUCAAAGUGAAAAUUUAUAAUAGUUUUUAAUUAAUUUUUCUGGUGAAUAGAAAAAAUAAUAAUAAUGAAUUCAAAAUCACCGAGUUAUCAAUUUUUAAAUGCCGAUAAAACUGAGGAAAUGCUUAAAGUAUUUCAAGGUGAACGAACUGGUUGGGUGCAAGUUGGUGAAAAAAAAUGGUUUUUCCCUUAUAGAUACACGGAACAGGGUGAAGGAUUUUAUAAUUUUAAAUCAAAAUCCUCAGACACGUGGGUUGUUUCUUAUCCAAGAUCCGGCACAACCUGGACUCAGGAACUUGUUUGGCUUUUAAGUAAUAAUUUAGAUUAUGAAACAGCUGGAAAAAUAACUCUUGCCGAAAGAUUCCCCUUUUUAGAAUUUAGUAUGUUCAAUCAUCCGGAAGUGACGAAAGCACUUUUAAAUUGGAACAAAGGAGAUCCGGCGAAACAACAACUGUGCAAAGAAAUUGCAAGACCCGGAUAUCAAGUUUUAGAAUCACUUCCGUCACCUCGAUUUAUUAAAACACAUUUUCCCCUUAGCCUUUUGCCAAAUAUUUUAGAUUCUGGGUGUAAAAUCGUUUACGUUGCUAGAAAUCCAAAAGAUGUCGCUGUUUCUUGGUACAUUCAAAAUAAAGCUUUUAUCACACAAGGUUAUAUUGGCGAGUUUCCAGAAUUUUGGAAUUACUUUAAAAAUGAUUUAACCGCUUGGAGUCCUUAUUGGGAACAUUUAAAGGAGGCUUGGGCUCAAAGAAAUCAUAAAAAUCUCCUUUUCCUUUUUUACGAAGAAUUACAAGCUGAUCUUUUGUCGACAAUAAAAAAAGUAUCAAAAUUUCUCUCUAAAUCGUACAACGACAAUGAACUAAAGAAAUUAGUGGAUUAUUUGGAUAUAAAAAAUUUUAAAAACAAUCGAAUGGUAAAUUUUGAGGAAUUACAAGAUUGUGGAAUACUUUUGAUGAAAGGAGUUUUUGUCAGACAGGGACAAAAUGGCAAUUGGAAAUCAGUAUUUAGUGAAGAAAUUGAAAAUGAAGCCAAUCAAUGGAUCGCUGACAAUUUAAAGGACACGGAUUUGAUAUUUCCCAUAAAAAAUUGAAUUUCAUAAAUAAAAAUAUAUUUAUUUUUCCCAAAUUAAUAUUUAGAAAUUAUUAUAUUUAGCAAAAUUUUAAUUUAAUUAAUAAUAAUUUAUCUUGUAUUAAAAUUUGUAAAUAGAUUAAAUAAAUUUUUUUAACAUAUGUA
Messenger RNA from Leptopilina boulardi, 1383 nucleotides. RefSeq names its product luciferin sulfotransferase-like. The record is from RefSeq and is a predicted model, not a curated record. Gene Ontology annotation, molecular function: sulfotransferase activity. Gene Ontology annotation, biological process: sulfation. The coding region runs from base 221 to 1240 and encodes 339 amino acids. Lineage: Eukaryota; Metazoa; Arthropoda; Insecta; Hymenoptera; Figitidae. The transcript is spliced from 6 exons. Gene Ontology annotation, cellular component: cytoplasm.